Messenger RNA from Folsomia candida, 6285 nucleotides. RefSeq names its product 6-deoxyerythronolide-B synthase EryA2, modules 3 and 4. The coding region runs from base 1 to 6285 and encodes 2094 amino acids. The transcript is spliced from 15 exons. Lineage: Eukaryota; Metazoa; Arthropoda; Collembola; Entomobryomorpha; Isotomidae. Gene Ontology annotation, cellular component: plasma membrane; cytoplasm. The record is from RefSeq and is a predicted model, not a curated record. Gene Ontology annotation, molecular function: 3-oxoacyl-[acyl-carrier-protein] synthase activity; oxidoreductase activity; fatty acid synthase activity. Gene Ontology annotation, biological process: fatty acid biosynthetic process; DIM/DIP cell wall layer assembly.
AUGGGAAAAGAAGCGUACGCAACGUUUGCGCGUAACCCGGGCGAAGUUGAAGACGCCAUAAUUUUCCUCAAAUCCAUCAAGGAAACGAAAACAUUCAAAAAAGUUUUGAUCUUGUAUGAUCCUAGGAUUGGACUCAGCUCUUGGACAAGGUUGGUCAACCUGUUUGACGAUGUGGUGCAGGUGACAAGCUUCCCGGAACUCAAAAUGGAUUUUUGGAGUCAACUUUUGCUCACGUGCUCAACUCUUUUGGAUUUUGACCGUGUUUGUUUGAUUGACCCUGCGGCAUUGGUUUUGAAAAAUUGUGAUUCACUAUUUUCAUUCAAUCCUACCCAAAUUGUAUUUGGGAGUGGAUUGUUUAUUUUACGACCAGGCGCAGACGCUUCUGGGUAUGUGCUUGACUGCCUAAAGAAUGGUUUGGAAUCGGAAUUCACAUUUCAUAACUUGAAAGAACGGUUGAUUAAUGGAUUGGUUGGCGUGUACUUGGAGAAGCAAUCUUUGAUGGAUUUGAGAAAGGGGGAAUUUGAACUCGUUCCAUCGACAAAAAUUGUUUUUCUGGACGAGUCGGUCAACCAAGUAACGGAAAUCGCAAAGGAAUUGUUGGGAUUUAGAGAAAAACUAAAAGAGAUGACCUAUUCAAAAUUUCAAACUGAAAACGAACCCAUCGCCAUUGUUGGAAUGUCAUGUCGAAUACCAAAUUCUAUGGGCGUGGAGGAAUACUGGAAAACCUUUUUGGACGCUAAGUGUGUCAUUCGGCCCCCUCCUGAUGGGCGUUGGACUUUUGAGAAAAUUGGUACUAAUGAAGAGGGUCAAAUGGAAUGCGGCUUUCUACCCUAUCCCGUGGACGAAUUUGAUGGCGAUUUUUUUGAAAUAAGUCCAGCAGAGUGCAACUUCACCGACCCACAACAACGAUUUCAACUUGAAGCUUCAAGCACUAGAGGAUGCAGGCAUAAACCCACAAUCUCUCGCUGGAAGCGUGACCGCUACGCAGCGGGAUUCGCACGAUUGGCACACACUUACAAGGUACGAGGCCCCAACCUUGGUGCCGAUGUUGCUUGCUCUUCUUCCUUUGUUGCGAUAGGUCAAGCAGUACACGAUCUACAACGAGGGGUGGCCAAUCUUGCAAUAACUACUGCAGCGAACCUGAUAAUCAAGCCCACCUUCCAGAAUGACGUCAUCCUAUCAAAGGACUUUAGGUGUAAAACAUUUGAUUCUUCUGCUAACGGAUUUGCAAGGGCAGAAGGUGUUGCUGCCCUUAUUUUAAAAAGAUUGAGUGACGCUGAAAGAGAUGGAGACCGGAUUCAUUCGGUCAUUAUGGGGUACGGUGCAACCCAGGAGGGCGAAACCAAGAGCGUGGGAACACCAACUGUUGAAAUGGAAGCAUUAGCAAUGGAACUUGCUUUACGUGAUGCUGCAUUGAAGCCGGAACAUAUCCAAGUUGUUGAGGCACACGGGACUGGCACGGCUAAGGGGGAUCCGCUUGAAAUUAAGGCAAUUGCAAAGGCAUACUCUACUUCAAAUAGGGAUGAUCCACUAAUUAUAACCGCUGGGAAAGCAAAUAUUGGUCACACAGAAAGCGCGUCUGGUAUAGCUGGUCUAAUAAAGAUAACAAUGGCUAUGAAGAAUGGCCUAAUUCCUAGGCAAACCGGAAUUCAUAGGUUGAAUCCAAAAAUUAAUUUGUCAAUAAUUCCUGCCGCAAUUCCUCUGGAGGGCAAUAUUCCUUGGCGUCCCGUACCUGUUACACCAAAAAUUGCGGGGAUAAGUUCAUUUGGCUUUACUGGGACUAACACCCAUAUCAUUUUACAAGAAGCUCCAAAAUCAAAUUAUAAUGCGUUUGGCCCGAUGAGAUUGGACGAUAUCGCUUACACGGCUAAUGUUGGGCGAGCUAAAUUUUCGAAUAGAAUUGCAGUCACUGCUAAGAACAAUAAAGAGUUGUCCCAAAAACUGAACACUAAAAACUGGUCAUCUUGGAUUGUGCAGAACGAACCAAAAAUAUGCUUCCUUUUUCCAGGACAAGGAACCCAACAUUUGGGAAUGGGUAGUCAGCUUUAUGACAAGUUCCCAGUUUUCAAAGAACAUUUUGACAAGUGUUCGCAACUGAUGAACCAAAUGUAUGGACUUGACAUCAAAACUGCAUUUUGGGGAGAUUGUUCAUCUAAGCGUCACCAGUCGCUCUUUGCUACUUGUUCUGUGUUUGUUAUUGAAUAUUGUUUGAUUAAAUUAUACGAGUCCCUCGGGGUAUAUCCAGAUCUUACUGCCGCCUCACUAAUAACACUUGACGAUGCAUUAAAGAUUGUUGGAUCACGGUUCAAGCUUCUCGACAAACUCCCCGAAGGAAAAAUGGUGGCUGCUAAUGCACAGAAUGACUCAUGCCUGGAACUAAUUGCCAAGUUUUUGAAGUCCCGAUCUGCCAAAGACAUAGACUGGCUUGACAUUGCUGCACGCAACUCCGAAGAACAAACUAUCGUGUCCGGGCCCCCUCUUGCAAUUGAAGAAUUUGCAGAAUUUUGUCGAAACCAUGGAGUGAGAGUUAGAAUCUUGGAUACAUCAUACCCAUUUCACUCCAGAGGUUUGGAUCCCAUUAUAACUGAAUAUAAAGAAGUUUUGAACACUCUUGGACAGCAAGCGGUGUCAUCAGCUUGUAAAUUUAUUUCUAGCGUUGAUGGUACGGACAGAUCAAAUUUAUCUCCAGAAUAUUGGAAGUGUAACGCGAGAGACUCUGUUCAAUUUAUUAAAGCUGUGCAAACUAUCGAAAAGCUCAUCCAGGAGGAUGAUUCUGGCCGACAGUACAUCUUUCUCGAAAUGGGACCGCAUCCUGUCCUUUCAGCUUUAGUUCACUCAAACUUUUCAUUUACGCCUCAAUGUAUCAAAUCCAUGAAGAAAGGUUGUAAUGAGAUGGAGGUAUUUCUACAAGCUCUUGGUAAAUUGUUUGUUCAUGGAGUUCAAGUCCACUUUGAUAAUUUUCAUGACGUUCAUUACAAAACUAAAGUUUCCCUUCCAUUUUAUCCAUUCCAAAGAAAGUCAUUUUGGUUCCCUUUCGAAUCUGUGGAUGGUUCCUCUUGUUCAAACAAAGAUAUAGUGCAUCCCCUUCUAGGGAGACAAGUAGCACUGCCAGGAUCUGGGCCCCUAAAGGCUAAGAGAUUUGAACAUUUAAUAGCUGCUACGUCAAACCACUGGAUAGGUGAUCAUCGUAUUGGACAGUGGCUAUUAAUGCCAGCGGCAGGGUUCAUAGAGAUGAGUUUGGGGGCACAUUGCCUGAUGUCUGAUCGUAUUCUGAAUCACUUCACAAUUGAGAAUUUUAGCAUCCAAACUCCCGCCUACCUAACUCAAACCGGAUCAACUUAUCAUACUAUCUUGGAGGGUAACCUGAUUAAAAUUUACAGUCGGUUUGACACGGACACGUGGACCCUACAUUCAGUUGGAACAGUAAAAGAAUCCUCGCGGAAGGAUUUAAAUUGCACUGCUAACAGCAUUGCACAACUUCAAGACCAUCAAUCCCCGCUUGAAAUCUCUGCUGAAGCUAUGUACGAACGAUUGAUCAAUAAAGGAUAUAAUUAUGGAGAAUCAUUUCGAUGCAUCAAGUCUCUAUGGGAGGACCAGAUGUCGAACCAGUAUGCAAGAAUAAAACUUGACCCAGGUCACAUUGAGUGGAGUAAAGAUCCAAUUGCAGCACGGAUCAUAGACCAAACCACCACCUCUUCCGGUGAUGAAACAAAGAGUAGCUGGUUGAUUUUUGGAUUGCACGACAGCUUCACGAAAGAUUUAAUGUGUAAGCUCAAGGAGUCAGGAGAAAUCGCUACGUUAAUCACAGAUGGUCCAGAGAAUAGAAUGUCAACGCAAUGUAUUCAAACGAUGGGUAGCAGCAAGGAAGAAUUCGUGCAGAUUUUAUCCAAAUUUCCGGAAAUCAGAGGAGCAAUCUUUUCAUGGGGAUUUAGGUCAGUAUUGGACGACGUGAUAAUUGAAAAAUGGCUUUACCUGCUACAAGCAAUCGCCGCUUACUCAGGGAGGUUCGACAAAUUGCUCCUGCUAACGCAAGGGUGUCCGUCAAAUAAUGCUGAACUGUUCGCGCAAAAACCAGUCGCUGCCUUACUUGUAGGAAUGUUUCGUUCAUUUCAAUCCGAAAAUCCUAUUAUAGCCUGUAAAAUUAUUGGUCUGGAUGCCCAAAAUCACGGGGAUAUUCAAAAUAUUAUUGAAGAAACUUAUCAAGAUCCAAAUGCUACAAGUGGUGGUAAUAUGAUUUGCUAUCGAGAAGGAGUUCGGUUGACUCAAAACUUGGUGAAGUUAAAACCUCCCACCCUUCUUAAAUUGCCAAAGACUUCCAGAUUUAGUCUACGGCUUCCCACUUCAAAUAUUAUUUCAGAUUUAAAGUUCAUGGUUAUGCCUCCGGUUGCAUUGAAGAAGAAGGAACUAGAAAUCAAAGUCAAUGCUUAUUCGUUAAACUUUCGUGACAUCUUUGCCGUACUUAAACCCACUGAAGCGUUUGCUAAACUCAAUGUUAUUGGAAGCGAUUUCUCAGGAGUUAUUAGCCGAAUUGGAAGUCCCGUAAAUAAGUAUCAAGUUGGGGACAUGGUGUUUGGAUGUCAUAACCAAAAUGUGGCACUACCAUCACAUAUUAUCACUACUGAAAAUAUUAAGAAGAGCGACACAGUACUAAUUCAUGCCGCCUUGGGUGGUGUAGGAUUAGCCGCCGUGCAAUUGGCAAAUACAGUUGGGGCAAAUGUCAUAGCCACGGCGGGAAGUUUGAGGAAAAGAGCAUACCUAACGAAUAUAGUUGGAAUAAAGCAUGUCUUCAACUCGAGGAACUUGUCCUUCGAGGCUGCCGUAAGUGCUGCAACUGAUGGAGCUGGGGUUGACAUAGUUCUGAACUCCUUAACUGGCCGUGGAUUCAAGGAAGCCUCUCUCAAUUGUCUAAAGAAGGGGGGCAGAUUAAUCGAAAUGAGCAAAAUCAACGUUUGGACAGAAGAGGAGUGCAUGUCGCUUCGGCCAGAUGUGAAGUAUUCCAUUGAAGAUUUGAGCUUAUCAGAGGACAACUCAGCGCUUUCAUCUCAGCUUGAAAACAUAGCAACGGGGUUAUGGCAGCCCUUGCCCUAUGUUCACUUCCAAUCACAAGAAAUACGAGAUGCACACUCAUUCCUUGAAAAGGCGAAACAUAUAGGGAAAGUAGUUGUUAGUAUGCCUGACAAGGAAAAUAAACUAUUUAAUCACCAAAGCAACUAUCUCAUAACUGGAGGAUGUGGAGGCAUUGGUUGGGAAUUAAUGAAAUGGAUGUUGGAGAAUGGUGCCAAGCAAAUUUUCCUUAUGGGCAGACGAAUUCCAUCGCUGGAGCGCCAGAGUGAAAUUAAUUACCUUAAUGAUCGCGGAUUUCACGUAACUUGGAAACGUGGUGAUGUAAAUAAGCUGGCUGAAUGUGAAUCCGUAUUUUAUUGGAUAAAAGAGGAGUUCCCUCAAUCACCACUAAGAGGGAUAUUUCAUUGCGCUGGAGUUCUGUCGGAUGCCGUCAUCCUUAACCAAACAAAAGAAACAUUAGAGAAAGUUCUAAGCCCAAAAUUCCACGGAGGGUGGGACCUUCACGAACUUUCCAAAACCUUAAAUCUACAGUAUUUUGUCCUGUUCUCUUCGAUCAGUUCCUUGAUAGGUACUAUAGGUCAGGGGAACUAUUCUGCCGCAAAUUCGUUUUUAGAUGCACUCUCUCAUUACCGGCAUGCCCAAGGUCUCCCAGCGAUUUGUUUGAACUUUGGCCAAUGGGGUGAAGUGGGACUGGCGGCGGGUCAAAAUAUUUCGGGCCUUCACCCUAUGUCUACGAAGCAAGCUCUGGCAUUAGAACUUGCUCUGAAGUCUAAAUACAUUCAACUGUGCCCAAGUUCUAUUAAUGUUACCAAGUUAGUUCAACGAAUUCCUUGGAUUGAAAACUUUUUGGCAAAUAUCCAAAACUCUGAGAAGAAGCAUAAUAGUAAAAUUUUUGGGCCAAAUAAAUUUGAUAUCGUCAGUUCUGAAAAGUUUUAUGUUGAAUUUGAUUCUUGCGAAAACGAAGUGGAUCGAAACUCUGUCAUUCUAAAAUAUUUGAGGACAAUUGUAUGUUCUGUUCUUCAGCUUGAGCAAAAUGAUUGGAUAAAUCGAAAAUUUUCCCAACUAGGACUGGAUUCAUUAAUGAUGAUUGAGAUCAAGAACAAAACAUCGGGUUUACUUGGUGGAAACGUGCAGAUGGGUAUUAACGACUUUACCGAUAGCGAAGACCUCGAAAGCCUAGUCAAGCAGAUCAAGCCAAUAAAGAAAGUAAUUUCUGCUUAG